Messenger RNA from Astyanax mexicanus (Mexican tetra), 4483 nucleotides. RefSeq names its product melatonin receptor 1C (gene mtnr1c). NCBI's taxonomy places the organism in Eukaryota, Metazoa, Chordata, Actinopteri, Characiformes, Acestrorhamphidae. Gene Ontology annotation, cellular component: membrane. The coding region runs from base 670 to 1728 and encodes 352 amino acids. Gene Ontology annotation, molecular function: melatonin receptor activity. The record is from RefSeq and is a predicted model, not a curated record. The transcript has 2 exons. Gene Ontology annotation, biological process: G protein-coupled receptor signaling pathway.
AGACUGAACGCGCUGUUUUAAAAUGUGGCGACCUUUGAUUUUGAGUGGAAUUUUUUUUCUGGGGGGUUUUCCCUCUGUUUACAGGGUUAGUGAAAAAGUCUGUAGGUUGUUAAACCUAGUUGAGUUUAUUUUAGUACUAAACUGUUGAAAGUAGCUUGGAGUAAGGGAGUAAUUCCAGUUUUUCUCCUGAUAUCUUUAUAACCCUUAAUAACCUUUUCGGCUCUUGUCCGCCGUGGCGCUGAGAGGCAGGUAAUCACUGCGUGUUUGUUCUAUCCGUUCUGACAUUUCUUGCUGACAUUUAGCGCUGCCGACAGUACCGCGAGCUCGUGCGUUAAUCUGGGGGGAGCGCGCGGAGCCGGAGCGCCGCCGCUGCUGCUGCUGCUGCUUGUUGCUGUGAGUCGAGGGCGGCGCGUGCAGGACCGGAUGGGCAUCUCGCGGGGACUCUAAACUAACCCGGCGCGCGACUCACGGUCUCUUUUUUUUUGUCUGUUUGAUUUUGCGCUCUCCUCUCCUGUCUGAUGCCGCGGAAACGGGGACGAUGCGGGAGGGCACGCGGAGUCGCUCGCGCGGAGCCCGAAGCGCAGCCGUGAGAGCGAGCGCUCGAGCCCAGCCGCUGCGGAUGACCGCGGGCGCGCGCGAGCAGCUUUCGCCUGACUUGCACCGCGCGGGAUGGCGCUGGAGGGGAACGCGAGCUGCGCGGACUGCGUGUCCCAGAGCGCGCGGAACAGCAGCCCGGGCGCCCAGGCGGCGUCCGGCCCCGUGACCGGCACGCUCGCGGGCAUCCUCAUCUUCACCAUCGUGGUGGACAUCGUGGGAAACCUGCUGGUUAUCCUGUCCGUCUGCAGGAACAAGAAGCUGAGGAACGCAGGUAAUAUUUUUGUGGUGAGUCUUUCUGUGGCUGACCUGGUGGUGGCACUGUAUCCGUACCCUUUGGCCCUGCUGGCCAUUUUCCACAAUGGCUGGACGAUGGGUAACUUGCACUGCCAGCUGAGCGGCUUUGUUAUGGGUCUGAGCGUGAUUGGCUCCGUCUUCAACAUCACGGCGAUCGCCAUCAACCGCUACUGCUACAUCUGCCACAGCCUGCGCUACGACCGGCUGUACACACGCAGAAACACCUGCAUCUACCUGACCCUCACCUGGCUGCUGACUGCUGUGGCAACUCUGCCUAACUUCCUAGUAGGCUCGUUGACCUAUGAUCCCCGGGUCUUCUCCUGCACGUUUGCGCAGACAGUCAGCUCUUCAUACACGGUUUGUGUGGUGGUGGUCCACUUUAUGUUUCCAUUGGGUGUGGUUUCCUAUUGCUACUUACGCAUCUGGACCCUGGUGAUCAGAGUGAAGGGCCGGGUACGGGCACGGCCUGGUGCUCGAGCCGCAGAUCUGCGGAACUUUUUAACCAUGUUUGUCGUCUUUGUGCUCUUUGCCGUCUGCUGGGCGCCUCUGAACUUCAUUGGGUUGGCCGUGGCCAUGGACCCAGCCCGAGUGGCCCCCAAUGUCCCAGAGUGGCUCUUUGUUACCAGCUAUUUCAUGGCCUACUUUAACAGCUGCCUGAACGCUGUCGUCUACGGCCUCCUGAAUCAGAACUUUCGCAGAGAGUACAAGCAGAUCCUUUUGGCGCUCUGCACACCAAGAACCCUCUUCUCAGACAGCUCCAAGUACAACACGGAUGCCUACAAGAGCAAGCAGUCGCCAGCAGGGACAAACAACAAUCUGGUGGAGGCUCAUCUGUGAGGGGGCGGGGCGUAAUGUCUAUUAGGGGACAGGCCAGGCAAGCACCAACACAUGAUUAAAAUACUCAAGGGUCACUGAGAGUUCCACAAACCUGGACAAACACAGACCCAGGUAUUGCUCAACUUUGCAGGUGAAGACUACAGGUUUACAUCCCAGUCCAACCAACCAAAAAGUUCGUUUACAAUCAUGCAUGCUAAUCUCAGAUUCUGGGUGGGAUGUCCUGUCUGUGGUGGUUCACACUUUCAAGCAGAAUUGUAGUACCAGGCAAAAGAUUGGACACAGCUUAAUUUAUUUUUUAUUUUUUUAUUUUCUGCAUUGUAGAUUAAUACUGAAGUCAUACAAACUACAAAGUAAAACAUAUGGAAUUAUUUAGUUAACAAAAAUGUGUUAAAUAAACCAGAAUAUGUUUUAUAUUUGAGAUUGUUCAAAGAAGCACCUCUUGCUUAGAUGACAGCUUUGCAUAUCUUGCCAUUUUCUCAGUUAUCUUUAUGAGGUAGAGUCACCUGGAAUGACUUUCAGUUAACAGCUCUGCUGAGCUUGACAUAAGUUAAUUACUUGAAUUUCUUUCCAUCUUUAUGUGUUUGAGAGCAUCAGUUGUAAAGUUGUGAAGAGGUAGAGUUGGUACACAGUGAAUAGCUCUAUUUGAGUAAUGUUCUUAUUUAUAUUAUGGCAAGAACUACUCAACUAAAUAAAGAAUAAAAUACUUUAAGAAAUGAAGGUCAGUCAGUCCAAAAAAAAAAAUUAAGAACUUAUUUUUGAGAAGUAUUCUCAAGUGCGGUCGCAAAGACUAUCAAAAACGUUAUGAUGAAGCUGGCUCUCAUCAGGAAAGCCCCAGGAAAGGAAGACCAAGAGUUACCUCUGUUGCACAGAAUACGUUCAGCAGAGUUCCCAGCAUCAGAAACUACAAGUUAACAGCCCCCCCAGAUAAGAGACACCUAAAUGCUUUACAGAGUAUUUUGGUUGGUUUAACACUUUUAGGUUACUACAUGAUUCCUAAUGUGUUCCCUCAUAGUCUGGAUGACUUCAGUAUUAAUUUCCAAUGUAGUGAAAAAAAUCAUUAUAUAAGGAAGUGUGUCAAAAAUUUUAACUGGUAACAUAUGUUUCCAUCUGGGGGGUCCGCAUCUCACAAAAGUCAAAAACCUACAGUCAUGCAUACCAGUUCAUCUAUCACUAAAAUUAAAAAAGAACUAUACAUCUUACAUCCUAGUGUCUACUGUAUAUCACAUCUCUGAAGCAACAACAAAACUAGCCUUAAUCUUGGAUGCUAGUGUCCUUCACAUCUCAGAAAAUUAAUACUAAAUCUGAGUUUGGCAAAUCUAAAGUAGAUUGUAUCCAGACUGAUUUUUCAUAAUCUUGACAGCCAGAAACUGCAUUAAAUCAUUUUUUGAUAAUCCCAAGCAAACCAAAUUUGAAGUUGGUUUGAAAUGUGAUUACAUCAGAGUUGUACAGACACGUUUCAGUCUGAACAAUCUGGCAACCCAAAUCUGAUUUCAACCCAUCCUUUGCAUCACUCACAAUGCUACACACAAGGACCUCAUUAAAGCCAGAGUGACAAAAGUGCAGGGGUCCAAAAAGAAACUUGUUACCACAGCAACGCAUGCAUAAGCUUGUGAUGUCUAGACAUGCAAAUCUCAUCUGAUCAGAGGACAGUCAUUGCAACAAACCUGUUUUAGGGAACAAUUCCAAUUUGCCUGCAGUCCGAUCAUAGUCUUAGUGUCUAAAUUUUAAAACAAUCAUAUUGCAUCUACAUCAUAGCAAUGUCCUUAAACAAUGUCCUUAAAUUCACAUACGUCAUAAAGGUAAAUGUUUGCAUCACAAGUUCCACAAGUAACCGAAACAGUAGCCUACAGUUAGACUUGCUAUUAUAUUAGUAUUCAUACUUACACUCACUCUAGUCUGUACGGUUACGGUUUCCCAGACCCACUUCAAGGCCAGUCAAGGGCAUAGAGAUUUUCAGUUCAAUUUAGUUGACUAAAGAAGAAUCUUAGUUUUGAAAGCCAGAAUCUCAAGAGCACUGCACAGUUAAGCAUGGAAUUACAACCUAAUUCCACAUGGUAAUGAGAGUUUGAGCUGAUUUAUGUGUCGAAGGCAAACACUGAACUGUGCUCCCCAAGCUGCCGACUGACAGCUGACAGUGCUUAAAGUUGUGUUUUUUUCAUGAGAAUAUUAAGGCUAGUGCAGGUCACAGCUUGGAAAUGCACCCACAUGUAUAAGCUGUGAGGUGUUAUCUUGUGAGAGAGGUCGAACACUAGCCAUUGUGCUCAUGGCAAGGUGAUGUAAAUGAUCGAGCAAGGCCUUAUAGCGGGUGACAGUGUCACAUGCGUAUUGAAAAGACAUUAUAGAAAGCAUUAUCUCCCACUGUGGACAGCACAACAGAAUGGACAGAAUUGGCUCCACACAUAUCCUUCAGAUCAAUGCAAUAUUCUUUAUCUUCCAUAGUUCAUGCCAAUAUAUACAAUAAACCAUACCGCACAAUAGUAAUUCUAUUUCCAUGACAUAUGCCAUCCCAGUGUAAGUGGACCAUGCUGCUCAUCCACUUAGUCUGGAAAACUGGCAAUCUGGUUCCUGGGGGAUUUAAUGUUGUUUUUUUCUGCCCAUGACCUCAUCCAUAUCUAAAUAUGAUCUAUAUCCUCAGUAAAGCUGAUUUAUGCUUCUGCAGAUAUGAAUUAAACAUGCAUUAAACAUAUUUGUGUGGAGAUGCAGAGAAGGGUUUAUGGGUAACUGUAUUUUGCAGAGCAGCUGAUGUGCUCCUAAA